UCCAAGGCGGGUAGAGGAAGAAGUAAAGCAAGUCCACGUUGGCCCCGACGCCUGCGUACAGACAACCGGGCCGGCUUUGGCUCCCCUCUUUCUCCAGAGGCACGGAUUGGACCCACGGACGGGGCGUGAUGGGUAACCGCACCGGCCGGAUGCCUGGGCUGCUCCAGCGGGGUAGUCGGUACCGGGACCUCCUUGGCGCUGUCCUCCCUCCUGUCCCUGCUGCUCUUCGCUGGCAUGCAGAUAUACAGCCGCCAGUUGGCCUCCACCGAGUGGCUCACCAUUCAGGGGGGCCUGCUGGGCUCCGGCCUUUUCGUCUUCUCCCUAACUGCCUUCAAUAAUCUGGAGAAUCUGGUCUUUGGUAAAGGCUUCCAAGCAAAAAUCUUCCCUGAGAUUCUCCUCUGCUUGCUGUUGGCACUCUUCGCAUCUGGCCUCAUCCACCGAGUCUGUGUCACCACUUGCUUCAUCUUCUCCAUGGUUGGUCUGUACUACAUCAACAAGAUAUCCUCCACUCUGUACCAGGCUACAGCUCCAGCCCUCACGCCGGCCAAAGUCACUGGCAAGAGCAAGAAGAGAAACUGACUGGGAAUGAGGAAUAAGAACGAGUAAUAAAGUCGCUUCUUUGUA
This is a messenger RNA of Rattus rattus (black rat), 624 nucleotides long. RefSeq names its product keratinocyte associated protein 2 (gene Krtcap2). The record is from RefSeq and is a predicted model, not a curated record. NCBI's taxonomy places the organism in Eukaryota, Metazoa, Chordata, Mammalia, Rodentia, Muridae. The transcript has 5 exons. The coding region runs from base 235 to 579 and encodes 114 amino acids.